Molecule: messenger RNA, 948 nt
Organism: Maniola jurtina (meadow brown)
Lineage: Eukaryota; Metazoa; Arthropoda; Insecta; Lepidoptera; Nymphalidae
Product: dTTP/UTP pyrophosphatase
Exons: 4
Coding region: 219-842 (207 amino acids)
Molecular function (GO): nucleoside triphosphate diphosphatase activity
Source: RefSeq, a predicted model, not a curated record
UUUAAUCGCGGUAAAUUUAACCUCACUUUACAAGUGCUUUACAAUUUGAAAUACGUAAUAGUUUUUUUAUAAAAUUCCCUUUGCAGAUGAGAUGAAAACAUUAUUAUGAAUUGUGUGAGAAAGGUGGAAUUAAGUGUAACUCAAUCUAUACAUAUAUAAAGAUUUCUAUAAUACAAAAUCCUUGAGAACUCCAUUUAGUUGUUAGUAAUAAAUGAACAAUGUUACAACCAAUAAAGCAUGUUUUAAAACGAAAGAAGAUUAUUCUUGCGAGUGGUUCACCAAGAAGAAGAGAAUUAGUCGAAAAUAUUGGUUUAACAGUAGAGCUCUGUCCCUCAUUAUUUGAGGAAGAUCUGGAUCCGAAGACUUUUAGCAGCUUUUCGGCGUUUGUGGAAGAGACAGCAUUGCAGAAAGUUCUAGAAGUAGAGACCAGAUUGAAGUCACAAGCCAUGGCUCCAGAUGUACUCAUUGGAGCUGAUACUAUGGUUACUUUGGAUGGGGAAAUGUUUGGCAAGCCAACAUCGGAGAAGGAAGCUUUUGAUAUGUUAAAAAGUUUAUCAGGUCGGAGUCACACAGUGUACACAGGAGUAGUGGUGAAGACAUUGGACAAAGUAGUCAAGUUCACAGAGAAGACUAAUGUAGUGUUUGGCAAACUGGAUGAUGAGCAAAUCAAGGGUUACAUUGCUACGGGGGAACCUAUGGACAAAGCCGGGGGCUACGGUAUACAAGGAGUGGGAGGCACAUUUGUGGAGAGAGUGGAGGGGGAUUACUUUACCGUGGUGGGGCUGCCACUUUACCGGCUUUGCUCAGUGCUUUAUGAGCUGUUUAAAGAUAAAAAUUUGUGAAUUAAGACUUAGGGCUGGCGCACAUAAUAUGGCGGAGCGCAGCGCAGCGCAGAGCAUGCCCGCGAAGUUUUCUAAUCGCGUGGCACUUUACGCGAAUUUCUACCAG